Messenger RNA from Xiphias gladius (swordfish), 1393 nucleotides. RefSeq lists its product as uncharacterized. The record is from RefSeq and is a predicted model, not a curated record. The coding region runs from base 144 to 698 and encodes 184 amino acids. The transcript is spliced from 6 exons. Lineage: Eukaryota; Metazoa; Chordata; Actinopteri; Istiophoriformes; Xiphiidae.
UCGCCGGAGCUCCGUGAUUGGUCGGCGGGCGACUUUCAAACUCCUCCCCCACUGUCGCCGCAACUCGGCGGAGUCAGCAGCCGGCCCCACAGCGGCGCGUUUUCGGGCAAACUAGCGAACCCAAGGCUCGGCAAAGCCCGAAAAUGAGUCAGUUCAAAGAGCGCUUCGUGACCCUGCUCCACGAGAAGAACUUUGUAACAGACCAGUUGGCGAAGCUGGAACAAAAAACGGGAGUGAAGAGGGAGUAUAUCGCCUUGGGUGCUCUGAGUUUUGUCGGGCUGUAUCUUCUGUUUGGAUAUGGAGCCUCACUGCUGUGCAACCUGAUUGGCUUUAUCUAUCCAGCAUAUUUCUCCAUUAAGGCCAUCGAGAGCAGUGUUAAGGAGGAUGACACACAGUGGCUGACCUACUGGGUUGUUUAUGGGCUCUUCAGCAUUGUUGAGGCCUUCUCUGACAUCUUCCUCUUCUGGUUCCCCUUUUACUAUGCUGGCAAGUGUUUGUUCCUGAUAUGGUGUAUGGCCCCGGUGACCUGGAACGGUUCUGAAAUCUUGUACAAGCGUGUGAUCCGGCCAUUUUUCUUGAAACACCAGGUUACCAUGGACAAUGUGGUCAGCGAUCUGAGUUCCAAGGCUAAGAACAUAACUGAGACUGUCACAAAGGAGGCUGUUAACCGGGCCCUCAACCAUGACAAGAACCAGUGAGAAACAUGUGGAGGCUGUGUGCGUGUGUGCAUUUAUGUGUGUCGAAAGAGUGACUGAGGGAGUGUACGUGUGUGUUUGUCAUUUUGUUGUCGGUUUGUCCUCCCCCCCCUUCCAUAACGAAUGAUGAUGAUCGACCCCCCUAUCUUGUGGUGAACUGAAGCCUAACACUCCUGAAAUUAAAUAACAACUUGUUUGUGCAUCCACAUUGCUUUACUGCUAUCGGUACUGCUAAAAUAAUCGGUGAAACUAUGACUUUUUUAUGAGAUCUUAUUUUCUUUGUUGUAGUGUGACAAAAUAAGUGGAAAGAAAUACGUUGAUAGCAGAACAUGAUUGUGUACCUGCAGGUUUCAGCAACACUGGGGGUAUAGUCAAUAUUAUGUCUAAUUGAGCCAUUUGUGACAGAAAACUGAGGCUGGUACCAAUAUGGUUAUAGAAGGAGGUUGCCUUACAAUGUGUCCAUACACAGCAUUUUCUAACACUGUAAAUCAAAACUGGAACUUUUACAUGUCAUUAGUGUCUGUGUUGCUCUUACAAGCCUUAUUCUCAUGUGCCACGCAGAAUUUAAAAUCUGACUGAGCUAUUGGGAAGGUUCUCACUUCAUUUGUUUAACUGGACGACUUCUGUCUUUUGAUAUGUCUUAAUUUAUCAUCUCAUAAUGAUGAAACAGUAAAACUGGAAUCCUGGUGAACUGCAAA